Molecule: messenger RNA, 6433 nt
Organism: Acanthopagrus latus (yellowfin seabream)
Lineage: Eukaryota; Metazoa; Chordata; Actinopteri; Spariformes; Sparidae
Product: ankyrin repeat and SAM domain-containing protein 1A-like
Exons: 26
Coding region: 278-3757 (1159 amino acids)
Cellular component (GO): cytosol
Molecular function (GO): protein binding
Source: RefSeq, a predicted model, not a curated record
CGUGCUGCUGAACGAAACUUUUCCCCCUCCCGCCUUGAGCGCCAGCGGCACCGUGGAUCUGGACGGACGAACCCAGCGGCGGAGGGAGCUUUUGUUUCCUCGCCACACCAGCAGCGGCAGCUGUACUGAGGAAUAACUUGAAGUCGGGAGAGAAGGAGAAAAAAAAGGGGGGAUCGCAGAGGAAUUUCACUCCCGCAAUCUAUCCUCCCCCCUCCCCUUUUUUCUCCUCUUCCCCGUGCCUCCUCUGAAUAUAUAUAUUUUUUCCGGGGGAUCCACGAUGGGGAAAGAGCAGGAACUUCUGGAAGCGGCGCGGACGGGAAACCUGGCCGCAGUGGAGAAGCUUUUAUCCGGGAAGCGACAGUCCGCCGGCACGGGCGGCGGGUCGUCUGGGAUCGGUGGAAGCGGCAACAGCGGCGGGCACGGCGCCUCCUCUCAUCCGCUCUCCAGUCUGCUCAGCAUCUGGAGAGGCCCCAAUGUGAAUUGUGUGGACAGCACUGGAUACUCCCCUCUCCACCACGCCGCCCUUAAUGGACACAGCGAGGUGGUGGAGGCGCUGCUACGAAACGAGGCCUUGACCAACAUCGCCGACAACAAGGGCUGCUAUCCUCUCCACCUGGCUGCGUGGAAGGGAGACGAACAUAUUGUCAAACUGCUCAUCCACCAAGGACCUUCACACCCCAAACUCAACGAGCAGAGCUCUGUAGACCAUAAAGAGUUCAAACGCUGUGGGCCCUUUGACCCAUAUAUUAAUGCCAAGAACAAUGACAACGAGACGCCACUACACUGUGCCGCCCAGUACGGCCACACCGGGGUGGUGCGGCUGCUGCUGGAGGAGCUGACAGACCCCACCAUGAGGAACAACAAGUUCGAGACUCCGCUCGACCUGGCCGCCCUUUACGGCCGCCUGGAGGUUGUCAAGCUGCUGCUCACUGCCCACCCCAACCUGCUGAGCUGCAACACCAAGAAACACACGCCGCUGCAUCUGGCCUCUCGCAACGGGCACCUGUCUGUGGUGGAGGUGCUGCUGGACGCCGGCAUGGACAUCAACUACGAGACGGAGAAGGGCAGUGCCCUCCAUGAAGCAGCCUUGUUUGGAAAGGCGGACGUAGUGCAGAAACUUCUCAGUGCAGGUAUCGAUGUGAACAUUGUCGACCAGAAGGGCCUGACGGCGCUGGACACUGUCAAGGACAUGCCCUCCCAGAAGAGCAGAGAGAUAGCUGCUCUCAUCUUAGGACACAUGACUGGAAAACCCCCUGACAUCGACCUUCCCCCUCCACCAGUCCCACCGCCUCAGGAGAGUCCAAGUCCAAGGAAAAAGGGUGAUCUGGAGAAGGUGAGCGAGCUGAUCUCAGGGCUGGCCCCGGGGCCCGAGGAGGAGAGCCCAUACGAGGCUCUGUUCGAAGCCACCUCCUGCCACUCUCUGGACAGCCUCACCAGCGGCAAAUCCUCUGACAGGGACUCCGGAAGGCCCGAUAGUGAGGCUGGCAAGAAAGAUCGCCCGGUCCACUCGUCACAUCCUGGGCCUGGUCAUGAAGAAGAGGCCCUGUAUACCAACAGCAGUAUCAACGAGAGAUGCGAACGGGUGGAGGAGGAGGAUCACACGUAUGAGUUGUUGCUGACUGCACAGACCAAAGUCCCACCGCCCAGCCAAGAGUCCCCGUCACAUAAAGAUGAGAACACCGCUACACAGUCUUCCAAUAGUGUCCUACCUCAGCGUAAACCCUCUGCCCUGAACGACCUCAGAGCCCCGACCAAGGCGAAAGACAGCCUGCACCCUCCUGGACGGGCGGGCCCACGAGCACCAGGAGAUAACUCCCAGCUCAGUCAGGAUCAGGGAGCAGGUGUCCCGGAGCAGUUCACCGGCCUCCUUCACGGAUCCUCCCCGGUCUUCGACUGCCGCGAGGAGCCCUUCAGGCUUCCAGGUGUUCAGCCAUCCGGCCAGGGCCCUCCAGAAUCAAGAAAGCCCAAAACCAAAGUUAAGCAGGAGGUCGCAGCAGCAGCAGCAGCAUCGCCACCUAGCCGUCCCAGCAUGGCUGCCAUCCUGACAGACUGUGAUCCAAAAGCAAUUUACGCAACUGUGAACAAGGAGCCAAGGGACUUGGGGGCUGGGGCAGUGUCUGGUGUUAGGAUGAGGCCUCCCGGGGACCUAAAGCUGGCACGCAGCCUCUCCAAGUCGGACUCUGACUUGCUCGUGUCGCCUCCUAGUGAGGAGGAGGGAGGAUUGGGAAACCGUAGCGAGUCUGUUUCUAACUGUAGCACUGGCAAGAAGAGGCUCGAGAAGUCUCCAUCUUUCACCUCAGAAUGGGACGAGAUCGAGAAGAUCAUGACGCUGAUCGGCGCCGGCAUCGAUUUUUCCAGGGAUCAGCAAUACGCCACACCAGCAGGUGCCGCCAGCCGGCUGCUGGACCAGCCUGUGGGGGACUGGCUAGAGCACGUGGGGCUGCCGCAGUACGAGAGUAAACUUCUCCUGAACGGCUUCGACGACCUGCAUUACAUGGGGAGCAAUGUAAUGGAGGAUCAGGACCUGAGAGAGAUCGGCAUCACAGACCCGAGCCACAGAAAGAAGAUCCUGCAUGCAGCGAGAUCGUUACCCAAGGUGAAGGCGCUGGGCUGUGACGGCAGCAGCUCCCUGUCCUCUUGGCUGGAGAAUCUGGGCCUGCACGAGUACCUGCACAACUUCCUGGCCAGCGGCUACCGCUCUCUAGACUGUGUCAAAAACCUGUGGGAACUGGAGAUUGUCAACGUGCUGAAGAUCUCCCUGCUCGGUCACAGGAAACGCAUCAUUGCUUCCUUAGCAGAGAGGCCCUAUGAGGAGCCUCCAGUCAAGCCUCCUCGUUUGUCUCAGAUCAGGUGCCAAGACCUGCCUGGAUCCCAGACCUCGUCCCCCCUCAGUCAGAUGGAAUCCUACACAGGACGCUCAAUGGACCCUCUGCUGCCCGUUGGCGAGCCAGGGAGGAAAAAAGUGCCAGACGCCGAGUAUGACGUUACCCAAAGAUAUCGGAGUGAACGACACAGAUCACACGAUUUAUACCAAGAUCGGCAUCGAGAGCCCCGUCUGACCCUGCGGCCGCCUAGUCUGGCAGCACCGUACGCCCCGGUCCAGAACUGGCAUCAUCAGCCUGAGAAACUCAUCUUUGAAUCCUGCGCCUAUGAAGCCAGUUAUCUUGGAUCCAUGCUUAUUAAGGAUCUACGGGGUACCGAAUCCACGCAGGAUGCCUGUGCCAAAAUGCGGAGGUCGACAGAACAAAUGCGAAAAGUCCCCACCAUCGUCCUCUCGAUCACCUACAAGGGUGUGAAGUUCAUCGAUGCGGCCAAUAAGAACAUCAUCGCGGAGCACGAGAUCCGUAACAUCUCGUGUGCAGCCCAGGACCCGGAGGACCUGUGCACGUUUGCCUACAUCACCAAGGACCUGCAGACCAGCCACCACUACUGCCACGUGUUCAGCACAGUAGACGUGAACCUGACCUAUGAGAUUAUCCUGACGCUCGGCCAGGCGUUCGAGGUAGCCUAUCAGCUGGCUCUGCAGGCCCAGAGGACCAAACAGCACCAGAAUCUCCCAGCAGGACCCGGUUCAGAGGUCAUCGAGACCAAGUCCAGCCGACCUGUACCCAAACCACGUGGCAGUGUACGCAAGUCAGCGGGGGAUCUUGUGGAACAGGAGGGGGACUCUCAGUCCCAGAGCAGCGCCACGUGGCUCGUGGACCCCAAGGAAUCCAAGCGCACUAUCAGCACUAAGUAUGAGACCACCAUAUUCUGAUUUGGAACCCCUCUUCCUCCUGAACCUCUGACCUCUGGGCCUGGUCUCACUCCCUCCUUCCUUCCCCUUCCUUCUGUGUGCCUUUCACUGUGACUCUUGCCCCUCUGGGCCGGACCCCUGCCUCCCCCUCCGUCACCCCCUUCUCCAGCCACCGCCUGUGUCCUCCAUCUGAAAGCAUCACAACCUGCGACCACAAGUCCUCCACUUCUCCGCGCUUUAGUCAUUAUUAGUGCAGCCCUUUCACUUCAUAAGCCCCCUUCCAGCUGGUAUGACUCGCCUUCACUCUUAUUCCUCUCUGUUUACCUUGUAUGCUUCCCGAACCCUGUGUGCAACACUUCCCUUCUUCCCCCCACCCCGUCAACAUCCCACUAUUGACUCUCGGUGAUAAGCUGUUUUUUUUCUUUUCUUGGUGCUUUUCCCGCUCUGUUAGGCGACGGCCACUCUGAGGCUUUUUUUUCCGCUCUGAUCUUUCGACUCCCGACUUCUCCGAGCGCUGAGAAAAAUCUGACUCGCCGAGAGCCAAGGGCGACCUCUCUGCACACAUCCUGUACCUGGAUGGACGUGUUUCCGAGGAAACCGAGAGACUGCUUCUUGUAAUCCCGCGCUCGACUUUGAGACUCGGAGGUCGUGGUUGUUAGGGGGGGAUAUUUUUCACUGUCAGCAGUCUGUUCAAAGCCAAAGGAGGCUAACAUCCUAGCACUGUGAUAAGGUCCUUUUUUGGAGCUAAUGAAGUAAGCAUUUCUGGGGAUUUUCUAGUAGGGGUAGGGGGAACAGGAUAGGGCUAAUAGGCUCAUAUGGACCCACGUGAAAAUAGACAGUCCAAGCCUUCUUAAGACUGACACGCCCUCCUCUGUCUGUCAAUCAGAGCGGCGGGAUUAAAACCUGAUGCGUUCCAGAGUGAAAUAACUAUAACUAAGCACUUUUUACCAAAUCUCCCAAGUGUGUCAGAAUAAAUGUCCUCUGUCCUGUCUUCGUCUUCUUCUUCUUCUUCUUCUUUUUUUCUCACAACAAAUGCCUUUUCAACCUGUCAGCAUUGCCUUUUGUUUUGCCAAUCACGGCAGGUUAAUGUUUCACGUUUGCCAGUGAAAAGAGUUAAUCAUUGUAAGGAGUGAAUCUAUCACCAUUGCACUUGUUGUUUUGACUUUAUUUUAACUUCGCUGUUUUGUGUGUGCCUGUGUGUGUGUUUGUCUGUGUGUCCCCCCCCCCUUCCCCCUGUAGCUGAACACUGUGGCCUCUCCCAGCCAGUAAGAACGGACAGGAACGAGCCCUGUUGCUCGGUGUCUAGGAUGUUUUUGUUGAGGGGGGGGCAGUGAAAAAAAAAAGCGACCCAGUUCCCAUACAGCGAGAUCACGACACCAGACUGAUCUUGCCCCGCCCGAAGGCGUACGCCGCGCUGUCCAUCGGCUUCAUCUGACCUCGACCCUUCAUCAGAAACAUCUAAAUUCCUGUCCGUCAGAAAGCGAUGUCCUGCUCAGGUGCGUCUGUAAUGAUUCAUGCAUUUCCUGAGAAAAGAACGGUAUGCCUCCCCCCCACUCAUAAAGAGUUACUCUCUCAGGAAAUGUGCUUGGACCGCUUCAACGCAGAAGUGGUUGUUAAAGAGGAAGUGGCUGAGCUAGGGAACAUCUCUUUGUUUUGUUAUGAUACUAAGGUACAUCACAUCAGACAGAGACCUCACACUGUAGGUACACACUCCUUACCUGGAUUACUCGUCCUGUGGCGUCUCUCCGUGACCUUCCACAACAUACUGUACAUGUAGAACUGUGAUAACUGAUGAUGUAAUCUUGCACGGGAGGAAUUCUCUAACCAAACUCAAAAGGGCAGAGAACUGACACUACAAAAACUGUUUUGUAAUAAUAAUAAUAAUUAUGAUGAUAAUAAUAUAACAGGGGGUGGCUUUUAUUAGAUUUUUUGUAUGUUUUAAUUGUUUUAUCGGGCAGUUCCGUGUCCGAAUGCUGGAACUGGAUCAGGUGUGGUUCACUGCAGUUGUCUCUCUCCCUCCCUGCCUCCUUUUGUUCAGUUAAUCUAGGCAAGUUUAUUCACCGAACCUGCACAGCAUGUUUUCUCCAAGCUAACUCCCGGUAUGUCGACUGUUAAUGGUACGUGUUGGUCAGCCGAUGUGUAUAUGGGUUACAUAGUCAGGUGGUUUUGAUUUAACUGUUGUCUGUGUGGUACGUUGUCAGGCCAGUACGAUAAUAACUCGACGGUACACUGUCUUCAGCGCGCUGGUGUCGGCACCCUCAGCCAUCAGCCUGGUCCCGUUCUGCUUUUGCACAUUGCUAAAAGGAUCAGGGGAGAUAUUUCGGGACAAAUCUGAUGACAACAAUGAUGAGAAUGAUAUUGUACAUGAUUCUAGCGGUCUGUAUUUUGAUACUUGAAUGAUUUUUGCUUUUAUAGAUAUCUAUAAAUAUAUAUAUGUAUAUGUAUGUAUGUACGUAUGUAAUUUUUUUGACGUUUGUCAAAAGAGAGAAAAGGACUAUGUCUUAUAAAGUUAAACAUAUCGUGAAUAAAUACCCUGUGAUUUAAGAAAAAAAAAAAAGGCUGAGAAAACAAUGACUCAGAAGAGGGACCUCACUUCAGAAAAAAAAAAAAAAGAUUGUAAAUAAUCUUGGGCUUCCAGUCUUUUUUAUGAUUAUUUUUCAUAAUUGUACAACUAAUAAAUGGCGCGAUUAGAAAACA